Molecule: messenger RNA, 2448 nt
Organism: Knipowitschia caucasica
Lineage: Eukaryota; Metazoa; Chordata; Actinopteri; Gobiiformes; Gobiidae
Source: the annotation of a GenBank genome assembly
AUGAAGCCACUCAAAGACCCUCUGUCCUGCCGCACCGCUCUGUGCUCUGCCCCUGUGUGUGUGUCCUGCCGCACCGCUCUGUGCUCUGCCCCUGUGUGUGUGUCCUGCCGCACCGCUCUGCCCUCUGCCCCUGUGUGUGUGUCCUGCCGCACCGCUCUGCCCUCUGCCCCUGUGUGUGUGUCCUGCCGCACCGCUCUGUGCUCUGCCCCUGUGUGUGUGUCCUGCCGCACCGCUCUGUGCUCUGCCCCUGUGUGUGUGUCCUGCCGCACCGCUCUGCCCUCUGCCCCUGUGUGUGUGUCCUGCCGCACCGCUCUGUGCUCUGCCCCUGUGUGUGUGUCCUGCCGCACCGCUCUGCCCUCUGCCCCUGUGUGUGUGUCCUGCCGCACCGCUCUGUGCUCUGCCCCUGUGUGUGUGUCCUGCCGCACCGCUCUGCCCUCUGCCCCUGUGUGUGUGUCCUGCCACACCGCUCUGUGCUCUGCCCCUGUGUGUGUGUCCUGCCGCACCGCUCUGUGCUCUGCCCCUGUGUGUGUGUCCUGCCGCACCGCUCUGUGCUCUGCCCCUGUGUGUGUGUCCUGCCGCACCGCUCUGCCCUCUGCCCCUGUGUGUGUGUCCUGCCGCACCGCUCUGCCCUCUGCCCCUGUGUGUGUGUCCUGCCGCACCGCUCUGUGCUCUGCCCCUGUGUGUGUGUCCUGCCGCACCGCUCUGUGCUCUGCCCCUGUGUGUGUGUCCUGCCGCACCGCUCUGCCCUCUGCCCCUGUGACUGACCAUUACCUGAGACACAGAUCAAAGGCUGUUUACCAGUCCCCGUGCUCCUCAGUCCCCGUGCUCCUCAGUCCCUGUGCUCCUGCAGUCCCCGUGCUCCUCAGUCCCUGUGCUCCUGCAGUCCCCGUGCUCCUCAGUCCCUGUGCUCCUGCAGUCCCCGUGCUCCUCAGUCCCCGUGCUCCUCAGUCCCUGUGCUCCUGCAGUCCCUGUGCUCCUCAGUCCCUGUGCUCCUGCAGUCCCCGUGCUCCUCAGUCCCUGUGCUCCUGCAGUCCCUGUGCUCCUCAGUCCCUGUGCUCCUCAGUCCCUGUGCUCCUCAGUCCCUGUGCUCCUGCAGUCCCCGUGCUCCUCAGUCCCUGUGCUCCUGCAGUCCCUGUGCUCCUGCAGUCCCCGUGCUCCUCAGUCCCUGUGCUCCUGCAGUCCCCGUGCUCCUCAGUCCCUGUGCUCCUGCAGUCCCUGUGCUCCUGCAGUCCCCGUGCUCCUCAGUCCCCGUGCUCCUCAGUCCCUGUGCUCCUCAGUCCCUGUGCUCCUGCAGUCCCCGUGCUCCUCAGUCCCUGUGCUCCUGCAGUCCCUGUGCUCCUCAGUCCCUGUGCUCCUCAGUCCCUGUGCUCCUGCAGUCCCUGUGCUCCUCAGUCCCUGUGCUCCUCAGUCCCUGUGCUCCUCAGUCCCUGUGCUCCUCAGUCCCUGUGCUCCUCAGUCCCUGUGCUCCUGCAGUCCCUGUGCUCCUCAGUCCCUGUGCUCCUGCAGUCCCCGUGCUCCUCAGUCCCUGUGCUCCUCAGUCCCUGUGCUCCUGCAGUCCCCGUGCUCCUCAGUCCCUGUGCUCCUCAGUCCCUGUGCUCCUCAGUCCCUGUGCUCCUCAGUCCCCGUGCUCCUCAGUCCCUGUGCUCCUCAGUCCCUGUGCUCCUGCAGUCCCCGUGCUCCUCAGUCCCUGUGCUCCUGCAGUCCCUGUGCUCCUCAGUCCCUGUGCUCCUCAGUCCCUGUGCUCCUCAGUCCCUGUGCUCCUCAGUCCCCGUGCUCCUCAGUCCCUGUGCUCCUCAGUCCCCGUGCUCCUCAGUCCCUGUGCUCCUGCAGUCCCUGUGCUCCUCAGUCCCUGUGCUCCUGCAGUCCCUGUGCUCCUGCAGUCCCCGUGCUCCUCAGUCCCUGUGCUCCUCAGUCCCUGUGCUCCUGCAGUCCCCGUGCUCCUCAGUCCCUGUGCUCCUGCAGUCCCUGUGCUCCUCAGUCCCUGUGCUCCUCAGUCCCUGUGCUCCUCAGUCCCUGUGCUCCUCAGUCCCUGUGCUCCUCAGUCCCUGUGCUCCUCAGUCCCUGUGCUCCUGCAGUCCCCGUGCUCCUCAGUCCCUGUGCUCCUCAGUCCCUGUGCUCUCACCGAUAGUGAUUUCGAAGCUGAUGGGUUUGUCUCCGAUCCUUCGGUCGAUCAUCGUGGCCUCGAGGAAAGAUCCAAACAGAAAGAACUCUUCUACUUUCCCCGUGGCGCUCUGCGGACGACAGGAAGCAUCAGACUGCCCUCUGCACCUGUAUCCUACACCUGUAUCCUACACCUGUAUCCUACGCCUGUAUCCUACACCUGUAUCCUACACCUGUAUCCUACACCUGUAUCCUACGCCUGUAUCCUACACCUGUAUCCUACACCUGUAUCCUACGCCUGUAUCCUACACCUGUAUCCUACACCUGUAUCCUACACCUGUAUCCUAG